GCCAAACUCUCACCUCCAAUUCUGACUAGAUAUUGGACCCUCGAGCUCCUCCAUCGUAAGUUAUUCCCUAUUGCCAGUGGCAGCCAUUGGCGAAAUCUCAAUUUACAACCUCCUUUUACCCCCGGCUAAACCCAGACGGUCUAGACGGGCGGGAUCAUCUUGGCUAUUUCCGAGAUUGCCAAGAGACCAGCGGUGGACCAAAAAGGGAUAGAACCGAGAUACUUUCUCCACUGAUUUUGUUACCUGGAAGGUUGCCAUUGGUUGUUCUAUCUCAGAUUUAGGGGUAACUUUUCUGUUUCUCGCGAUUUUAACUCAGGGUCUUGCAAGAACAUCCAUCAGCUGAGGACCCUGGAUUUCGAUUGAAGCUUUAGUCCCCUAUCUGAUACGCUACCUUUUACUCUCAACUCUGCUACUUUGUAGCAGCACACCACGAUAUCCUCUGUUUCGGCCAUUUGCCACACAGUCAACAUGGAGGAGACUAUCGUCUUCCAUCCUCAGCUGACAAAAGCUGAUGCGCUGAUCCUCGAAGGUCUCCGCCAAGACAUAAAGGAUUCAUCAUCUAGCAAUGCCGAGACGUCAACCUCAACACCCACCGCCCGCGAUGAAGAACUGCUUCGUCAUCUCCAAGCAAUGAACGAUCCCAAAGAUGCGCACUUUGAACCAAGCGUCACGACCAAUUGGGACAUUGAUCAAAUCAAGCUACCACUAUUCCUGGAGAAGACCGUGCUGAGACCUUAUAUUCGCCUGGCGCGGUCUGUUGUGAGGGUUGAGACUGAUGUCAUCAUGCUUACGCAUCUGCUUCUUUACUUCUCAACCACGAUUCCCAGUGCCAUCUUUUUGUUCACGAAUUUCACGUGGAUUCAUGGUAUUCUUCACUUUGUUAUGCAGUUCUCUUACAUGGGAGCGUAUACUUUGCUGAUGCAUCAGCAUAUUCACAUGAGAGGUGUUUUGGACAAGAAAUUUGCCAUCUUUGAUCAUCUGUUUCCAUAUAUCCUUGAUCCUUUGAUGGGACAUACUUGGAACUCUUACUUCUAUCACCACGUCAAGCAUCAUCACGUUGAGGGCAAUGGACCCAACGAUCUGUCAUCAACUAUCCGAUACCAGCGAGACAGCCUUCUUCACUUCCUUCACUACGUCGGCCGAUUCUUCUUCCUCGUCUGGGCCGAUCUUCCCAUCUACUUCAUCCGAAAUGGCAAGGCCAUGACUGGCUUGAAGGCUGGAUUCUGGGAGUUUUCCAACUAUGCUUUCCUUAUCACCAUGUUCAGCCUACAUAGAAACGCCACCAUCUGCGUCUUUCUUAUGCCGCUGCUUCUUCUUCGUCUUGGGCUGAUGGCGGGUAACUGGGGUCAGCAUGCUUUCGUUGACGAUGUUGAUCCCGACUCUGAUUACCGAUCGAGUAUCACACUGAUUGACGUUGCUAGCAAUCGGUUCUGCUACAACGAUGGUUAUCAUACCUCUCACCAUCUCAACCCUCUUCGUCACUGGCGCGAGCAUCCUGUUUCUUUCCAGAAGACAAAACACACCUAUGCAUCACAGCACGCCCUUGUCUUCCACGACAUCGACUACAUGAUGGUCACCGUUCGAUUGAUGAUGAAGGAUUACAAGACCCUGGCCAGGUGCUUGGUACCUAUGGGAGAGCAGAUCGCUAUGUCGUUGGAUGAGCGUGCUGCUAUGUUGGAGACGAAGACUCGUCGCUUCACAGAGGAAGAGAUCCAGAAAAAGUUCAAGAAACAGUGAUGUCAGUGGAAGGACGUCGAAUUUUGAGCAUUUUGAAGGCGAAUGGGCAUGCGUUGUUGAUAGAGCGCUGCAUUCAACGGAGUUGGCGGUUACAUUUGACAAGUCGAUGGAUUAAAAGUAUUAUCGUUAGUUGAGAUACAACAGGCAAAAUAUGACCCCUUCCGGCAUUAGAGAUUAUUUGUCUAUUAAUCAGAGGACAUCUAAUUCAGAUCUCGGAUCACAGAUGUUCGGCCACGGGCUCACAGGCAUUGAGGAAUGUCCCGUAUCUCCUAGUCACCGAGACUGCCUGCAUGCAGCAGCAUUUCUUGAUAUUCUAUUCAUUGUAAGAA
Molecule: messenger RNA, 2066 nt
Organism: Fusarium oxysporum Fo47
Lineage: Eukaryota; Fungi; Ascomycota; Sordariomycetes; Hypocreales; Nectriaceae
Product: fatty acid desaturase
Exons: 3
Coding region: 469-1737 (422 amino acids)
Biological process (GO): lipid metabolic process
Source: RefSeq, a predicted model, not a curated record